This is a messenger RNA of Amoebophrya sp. A120, 4570 nucleotides long. Lineage: Eukaryota; Dinophyceae; Syndiniales; Amoebophryaceae. The record is from the annotation of a GenBank genome assembly.
GGAGAGGAGGCAUAGUACAUGCAGCUCAAAAAUGAUACUAUAAAUAUAUGUCAAGAUAUCAGUGCUGUCGGAAUCAGAUAAGUAAGUACUCGAGUUGUAAAAGUCCACCUCCAGCCGUAAAAAACCAUGCCUCCCUCGUCUGCACGCGAAUCGACGCAGCGACCCUCCGUCGCGGUAAAAAACCGCGGGCGGGAGACGACGCAGUUUUCUGUGGUUUCGCCUGGUGGGCCACCUGAACAGGAUGAUGAAAUCGAAGUUGUCGUGGCAGCACCUCCACCACCUGCAGCCGCUGGUCUUCCCGCAAAUAAGAAAUCACAGAAGAAAAGUACGAAAAAGUCUAGUACCGCGGCAGUUCCAACUCCUAGUCCUACAAGAGGUGAAGAGCAGAGUGGUCAACAAAACCAAAAGAAGUCUUCAAUUGCGGGAGCUGGUCCACCCUCUCGAACCUCCACAGCACGGUCGACGUUCGCCACCGGGGCCAAGGUCGCGGUUUUGCAGCGCGUUGGAAAAAAUACCCGGACGGAGUCCGUGUCGAGUUCCAGCUCGGCUGCAACGGAUAAGCAAAAGCAAUCUCAAUCUGGUAAAAGUAGAAACAGCGAGGGAAGGAAUAGUGGAAGAAAAUCCACGUCCGCCAUGGACGAGCAGCUGGACGCGAAAGAAAAAAAAGACGAGGAAGGCGACCGACGGAACGAAAAGUCGAGGUCGACCGCCGUGGAGGACGAAACGGGAAGCAAGGUACAAGAAGUCGUAACGGCUGAAGCCGGGGCUACUUGCGGUGCCGCAAGAGACGAUCAAGGAGAAAUUGCGCUCGAAACAACUAAAGCUACUUUGAACAGCGCGAAAAGUACAAGCGGCGGAACUACUUCACGGUCCACCCCCACGCGCUCGGCGCAGCUUUCAAAUGUGCGCGCCGCGCGAGGUGGUGCAGGUUCCGGGGUCGAUGGUUCACUUGCGGCAGGCCCAGCGCUGUACGGACGGGAAACAACGCAGCCGAGUCACAUCGCUGACGCGCGGAACACGUCUCUAGUCGUGCCUAGUACGACUGCAGGCUCCGUUCCGGCUGGUGAGGAGCAGGUCUCAACAGUGCGGGUGGCGGGCCCUGCUACAGCAGGUUCCUGAACAGAUUUUGCUUCAACUGUAUACUGACUACAAUGAGCAAUUAUGGCGAUGUAGCGAUUUAUUUGUGAGUCAUGACGUACGGAACUGUGAUGCUCUUGCUCAUGACAGUAGCAGCCGGAGCCAAAAGUAGAUCAAACUCUUCCCAGGUGAUGUAGUUGUCGGCGACGAGGCAGCUCCCCGUAGUUCAUCUUCCAGAAUGUCAAGUGGAUCCUCUGCACUAACACCCGCGAAAACAAGGAAGUCCUCGAAGAAAAACUCCACCACUACCGCGACAACUACUACACCCUCGUCCACCCACCAGCAGCUCCCCCUCACUUCGAUCCCCGAGGGACUUCCGCUGGUGGACGCCGCGGCCAUCGACAAGCGCAAGUCCCAAACGGUUUGCAUGUCCAUGGUGCAAAAGCACAUCCGCCUGUUCAACAAGAAGAUUACGGCGAAGCAGAAGGACAAAAACCGCGUUUCCUCCGAUCCGCCACCGAAAAAAGCCGCGUCGGACAUCCUGCGUGCGGCGACCACGGACGACUUAGGGGCGAUCGACCAAUAUGAGGAGGACGAGGAGGCGGAAUUAUCGUCGCAGGAACUGGCCCCUGGUCACAAGAAGCGCGCAGGCCUGGCACGCGCUUUCACUGCACCUACUGAAGCAUUGAGUGACUUCGGCGAGGAGGAGACCAGCGGUAGCGAGACGAAAAAGGGACAGCAUAGUCGUGGAAUGAAUAAAGCCGCUUUCGACACGCGAAAAAGCAAGCGGGCGAAACUGGACCUCUUAACGGUUGUGGAGGAAGAAGAGGAGGAUAUUUCCCCCUGUGCAGGAGACGAGCUUCAGCAUCCGUUGUCGUCGGCUACAGACGAAUCUUCUAGUCGUACAGCCAAACCAGGCUCAGGAGAGGGCGGUGCAGGAGGAGCUACGGGACUACAAAACGCGGGUGAGUCUUCUGUUGGCGACGGGGAAGAUCUUGCGAAGAAGAAAGGAGAGCAUGAUCAUAGCCCAGAAAAAAAGUCAAUUCCGCCUGCCAUGGUCCGUGUGUCGAAGGCCGUUGAGCUAUGCAUUGCAAAAGUAUCGUACUAGUGUGAAAAAUUGCAUGGCACAUUCUCUCAAGUACAAAAAUGCAACUUGUCAUGCUACUUCGGGUAGAAAGUCUGGUUUGCAAUGCAGGACUGCCAUUACUACGAGUGCGAUACUUUUCCAGUGCAUAUGAGCCCGACUACGUCGAUGUUUCUUCCGCCAGUCCAGCACAGGAGGAGGCGAAGCAAGCAAAAUCCUCCCAGACACCGAAAAACCCGCGACUCUUUGCAAGUGGUGUUAAAGCCGCUAUGCCCGCCAUUCCCGAGGGACAUUUGUCGACAGGAGCAGCUUCAAAAGAACUACCGGAAGUAGAAAGUGCAAGCCACAGUGCCAAGAAGUUGGCAGGAACUUCUACGGGCAGCUUUAAUCCCGUAGCGCGGAUUUCAUCUCACACAAGCAGUGCAGUACCGAGGAAAAGCGUGAAGACGCCGGAACCUCCAAUGCCCGCCUCGCGGUUGAGCGCUCGAGUGGAUUUGAGUACUCUGAAGGAAGACGAGAGCAUCGAGGCUGGUGGUGAUGCCCCAGUCCACCUCGCUGCGGAGUUAGGAGGGGAUGGAGCAGCAACAUGUGCAACUGAGAGCAUCCAGUCUGAAAAGGAGAACGCCGUGCCGGCUCAACCCGGCGGUCGACAAAGUGCGCGGAUCUCCGUGAAAGAAAGUAGCGCCGCGAAGGGAAGUGCAGGGCGGAACUCCGCUCGACUGAGCAGCACAGGCCGGCGCUCGGUGAAGUCGACUAGUGAGACGCCGUUGCAGGAACAGGUGAAGCGCGUAAGUGCCAGAAAUUCGGCGAAUUCGUUACUCGCGAAUUCUGUCUCGAAGUUGGACUUUGAGAAGGUCAACAGCGAUGAAAAGAAAGAUGAGCACAAGUACGGCGUUGAAGUGGAACAAAAGAAGGGAGUAAAGACCAGCGUCACAGUUGAUACCACGGUGGAAAACGCGAAAUCACCAGCCGGCUCAGAAAGCGGUUUGAAUGAUCGGUGCAACACGUCGAAGACGACCUCCACCAAGCUAGUGUCUGCAGCACAAGGACAACAAGGGCAGAACGUGAAAAAUAGCGUCAACCUCCUAGGAAAAAACAAAGCCUCUGUCAGCUCCACUGCUGCCGUUGUAUCCGCGCCAAGUAAACCCCAGCCUUCGCCGUUUGCGGAUUUGGUUCGGGAUUUGUGCAACAGCACGCUCUUCCGAACCAUGGAUCGGGACAAAGAUGGCACUUAAAUCUUCUCAAUAGUUUGAGUUUCAACUUUCACCAGUUAGGUUGAUGAGGCCGUCUCUCCAUGGAUUGAUGAAUAAUUUUACGAUACAUGUGGUCUAAGAUCUGAAUCUGAUCAAAGAAAUCCCUUCAACACAGACGCGAUCACGGGUUCCGACGUGCAUGAGUGGAUGAUUGAGCCGCUCGCCCUGGCAGGCUACUCCGUCGAGGACGCCCAGGCGCUGGUAGCGGAUCUCUCCGGCGCCGACUCGUUUGUUUCCCCGGGGGAAUUAGGGAAAUUUGUGGACGUAUCAACUGUAAAAAUGUCUGGGUCUGGAAGAAUUCAUGUUUGUCAUGCUUGUCUGGCAUGACUCUUAAAUCUGUCAUGCGCGUUACCCAAGAGCUCCGUUUUUCUGUGAUGCAGAGGCGCAGUUUGUCAUGCAGAAUAGGCAACACCUAAGAGCUCAGAAACUUGUCAUGCUGAGCCAGCAUCUGUAGCCUCAUCAUGAACAAACGCCACCCAGCAUCACGAGUUUCCAGACCCAGACAUUUUUACAGUUGAUAGGACGAGAUUUUUGAUCCCGUGGUCAACCACGCCGCGCCGCGGGACCUAGCGAGCGCGGCGAGUACGAUCCUAGGAGGAGCUCCUGGGACGAAAGCCGCAACUACUGUAAAAUCAAACAACACUGCUGCGGCGACACCUACUUCCAGCGUAGUUCGUACAACCGGAGACUCCUACAGCGAUAUCGACCCAGAAACGCUUUCGAAGGCGUUGCAGCGGCUGUAUUUUCGUACGACAGAAGCGGAGGCGGCGGAUUGGAUUGCAUUGUCGAAAUGCAACGAAGAGAAAGACUUUCCGGGUCAGUUUCGAGCGUUGUUAAAUGUUUACUGAGUUUAUUGAUUUGCGAAUGACGAAGAUGUAGAUGUUUGUGAGUGAGUAUUUGCUUUUGUAUUGUGAAAACUACAAAUUGAAACUGUAUGAGGACGAGUGGCGCGAACAAAAGAAACGCGAACGUCUUUUAUAUACAGACAUGUUAAUGCGACGCAACAAGAGAAAGACACGAAAAAUCAUCACUCUCCUUAGUGGUUAGGAACUGAAGCGUGAAAAUUUUGACUUUCUGUAUGAAGAGGUGUAAAUAAGAAAAGGAACAACAACAAGGUGAAUUGAGUAGACAUUUUUUUUUGCAGAUGAGUGUUCUA